Messenger RNA from Ilex paraguariensis (yerba mate), 1187 nucleotides. Lineage: Eukaryota; Viridiplantae; Streptophyta; Magnoliopsida; Aquifoliales; Aquifoliaceae. The record is from the annotation of a GenBank genome assembly.
UACUAUCUACACAUAAAAUAAAUUCAUUUUUCUUUGGUUUUGUCUUUGUUUAUUCUCUUUAAUUAUAAAUUGUUCCCUCCAAUUUUGAUUUAUUUUGCAACUACCUUCCUCAUGUAUUAAUUUCAAUACUUUAUCUCUUUCACGAUUUAAAUCAGGCAAUCUCUUAACCUUUCUUCCUUGGGGUUUUGGUCCCAAUUUCUCUAUUUCUCCUUUAAAUUCAAGAACACAGUGGUUCAAAGAUUGGGCAAAAAUAUCUGCCCACGGUUAGAAUACCAAGAAGCUGGAUCUCCGUGAGUUUGUGCUCUUGUGAAAAAUCUGCCACCGUCAUGGGCAAGGAAAUGAGUAUGAAGAAGAAGGUUGGAUGCAACGACGGUUGUACCGUGGAGGUGGACCGAUUUAUGAGAGAGAGGGAGAACCCCCGACAUUUAUGGGAGUUGGUGGACAAAAUUAUUUUGGCCAGAGGGUAGGGAUUUCGCCGGAAGGUGAAGAGAAGCUAGAGUUCAGCGCCGGAGGAUGUUCGCUAGGCAGGGGUUGCUUGUCUGUGUGGCGUAUUUAUCAGACCCGGAUCGACCCGUCGGAUCAACCCGUAAAAUAUGUGAACCGGGUCAGUGCAAAUCCUAUAAAAUCAGAAAUUUGGGCAUUUUGCCCUAAGCGGGAACCCUACACUUGCACUCGUUUCUCUCGCGUCUCCGUCACCUUGCCGGAGUCCCCAAAGCCCGGCAUCGUCUCCUUCUGUCAUUAUCUCAUGGUCUUCCUCUAGUUGCAGCAAACAUAGUGAGAGAUCUCACGAUCUUCCCUCUCCUCCUUCUCAUCUCCAUCUCUUAUUACCAUCCAUCACACCAGAGUCGAGAUCACCAUCUCUUGGCGAUUACUUCUCAGAUUCUAGACCUGUGAGACCACGAUUGUAGUGGCAAUAGCAAGGCAACUACAGGUACUUUCUCUUUUCUCUUCUCUCACAACCGUCGGAAAUUAUUCAAUAAUUCCACUGCUUCAUUUUUUUUUGUUUGAUUUGGGUAUGUUCUUCUGUGAUUGAAAUUGAUUUGAAGAUUUUCUUUAUCAAAUUUUAACUUUUUCUAACCUAAUCGUACAGAAAAAUAACUUAUUAGAUAAAUAUAAAGGGGAAUUUUGCCUUUUAGAAGAAAUUGAGAUCAAGUGAGAUCCAUAGUGAAUCCUAAUUUAUUAUAGCA